AUGCCAAACCAAAAGAGAAGCGUUGAAGAUAUUCGUCGAAAGAAUCUUGAAGAUAAUCAACUUUUUCUGAAACAAUUACUGUUAACGAAUACCCGAGAUGAUUUCAUUAAUUCUGCUCGCUCGAUUAUGCAGAACACUCAUCACACAAAAAAGCCAGUAGAAUACGAAAAAGUCGAACACAUAACUCGAUAUAGUCUGAAAGUCAAAUCUGGUGAAAUUCUUCCACAUGUUCCACAAUGGAAACUGGAACGUGAACGGAAAUCAAUGGAGAGAGAGCAAAAGAAACAAGAGAAAGAAAUGAGACGAUUGCAACGAUUAAAACAAAAACCCCCUUCGAGAUGGGUUUCAUAUUGUAAAAAUAAUUCGAAUCCAUAUGAACGCAUUUUUAAACCUCGUCACUCGAAAAUUGACGAACGAAUUCAAAAUGAAAGUCAUAAUAAAUAA
This is a messenger RNA of Adineta ricciae, 444 nucleotides long. The record is from the annotation of a GenBank genome assembly. NCBI's taxonomy places the organism in Eukaryota, Metazoa, Rotifera, Eurotatoria, Adinetida, Adinetidae.